AUGACAAUGAGGGGAGCAAAAGCUGCUCUCUGUUUCAUGGCAUUUCUGUGGUCUUGGACGUAUGGAAAUGGAUUGCUUUCUCCUAAAGGUGUAAACUUUGAAGUUCAAGCUUUAAUGGACAUAAAGGAAUCUAUGGUGGAUCCUCAUGGUGUGUUAGAUAAUUGGGAUGACGACUCUGUUGAUCCAUGUAGCUGGACAAUGGUCACUUGCUCUCCUGAAAGCCUGGUUAUUGGCCUAGGCACACCUAGCCAAAGUUUAUCUGGCACCCUUUCUCCAAGUAUUGGCAACUUGACAAAUCUUCAGAUUGUGCUCUUACAGAACAACAACAUAACAGGAGCAAUCCCUCGGGAUAUUGAGAGGCUCUCAAAGCUUCAUACACUUGAUAUUUCCAACAACUUCUUCACUGGGGAUAUUCCCUCCUCUCUUGGACACCUGAAAAGCCUUCAAUACUUGUAA
Messenger RNA from Prunus armeniaca (apricot), 456 nucleotides. NCBI's taxonomy places the organism in Eukaryota, Viridiplantae, Streptophyta, Magnoliopsida, Rosales, Rosaceae. The record is from the annotation of a GenBank genome assembly.